AUGCGGCCGAGAAGAAAAAGAUCAAGACAAUUGGGUGCUGGAACCGUUCAUGUAAGUAUCCAUGAUUAUUUUGAUUAAUGUUUAGGCACCUACUAUUAUAUUCCAAGCUGUGAAUCAGCUAUUCGUACAAUUUUUUCUUGAACAUUUUUGGCCAAGAAAAUUUGAUGUUUUUGCUGAGAAACGUUUCCAUCGGAAGCGAAAAAGAAGCUUGAGGCACGGAACUUAUCUCUUCCGCCUGUGUUUCUCCCGAGAAUUUGAUAAAUUCGAAAAAAAUUGCGAAUAUUAUACUUGGCCAUGAAUAAUAUUUUUAGCCAUUGAAAGAAGGGUAAAUUUUGUCGAAUAAUUUACGUGGCAUUUUUUUGUAUUUUUAGGCAGGUUUUGUGAGAAGAUAGCAGCGAAUAAAGAUUCUGUUGGUUUGUGGUGUAUCAAACUAGUUUUUUAAUAAUUAGAGGCCUAAAAUCAAGUACAAUAUAAUCUUGAUCUCACAAAGGGUAUUUUUUUGGGUUUAUUGUUAUCAAAAAUUUCUACAAAACUUUUCCAGACGCCGAGCUUAUCCAGCGACUCGGAAGUGGAGCGUUCCAUUGUCAGAGACGUGAGGGCAAUGCCAGGCGACAGUUCCGCCAACCAAGGUAAGUAUUUUCUCAUUAUAUUUUUAUCGCUUUAGGCGGAGCUCAAGAUACGGUUGACGGAGAUUUGCCUGAAUAUGUGGCACAAGUGCUAGCUUCACUUCCACCUGAAGAUCGUCAACGUUUCCGUGAAUCGUAUGAGAAGAAGAACUACACUUUAACCUUUAGUCCGGAGGCUUUGUCGCCGGUCAAGAGCCCUCCAAAAUCGGUGCAGAAACGACCGAUGAGAACGCGGGGUUCGGUGGAUGUCAGCAGCAGAAGUGUAAGUCCACUUUGUCUUUGUUUUUCUUGGUUUUUAGGUAGAGAAUAGUUCAAGAUGAGUCAAGUCUUACCCUCUGCCAAAUAGCUUACUGGAGUAAAAAUGCAAAAGCUCUGAAAGAAAAUCUUUUUAGAACAGUCGAAAAUUACUUUGAUUUCUUUUUUACAUUUUUUAUCACCUUCUCAAGUACAAUAUAAAUUGUUCAGUCCGAACAGCCGUCAUCAUCAAGCAACAGCCGCGCUCCGAGCCAGGACCUCGCUGACAUAAUCCUGGUCCAUUCCGAGACUUCAAGCAAGGCCAAGAAACGAGCAACGUACCGAAGGCGAGAUCAGCUAUGGAAACCCGAGUUGCUAGACGAAGUGGAACAAGCCCGUGCGGAGUGUAUACCCGAAGGUGAUGUGAAAAUUAUAUCAUCAGAGUUACCGAAUCAUGUAAGUUUAGAAUUUCGUUGGUUUUUGUCUCCAGAGACAAGUUGAAAUCCAUGAAAUGAAAUUUCAGAAGUGGUGGGAGGCCCAUGGUGACAGAUUCCGGGAACGGAUGCUGGACAAACGCUACGAUGUGAACAAUUUGCCGGAAAUCAAACGAAUCGGCAAGAAGAACCCGUUGUCGGCCGAGGAUCGGGAGAAGUUGAGCAAGGCGUUGGCGGCGGUCUUCACGAAGCGAAAGCAAGAUGAGAAGUUGGCUGCGAAGGCGGCUGAGGCCAAACGGCGCAAGUCGAGAGGUUCGUUUUUCCAGUGCGCUAACUGAAACUAGUGUCAAACCCUUGCCUUGGAAAAAAAUUCGAGUGAACUUUACCUUUUUGGGUCAAGUCUUCCGCUCAGGGGUCAAUGCGCGAAGUGAAAGUAGUAUCAAACUUUUGCCCUGGGAAAAAGUUCGAGUCAACUUUUCCUUUUUGGGCCAAGUCUUCUGCUCACUCAAAAAACAGGGACCAAUGCGCUAACUGAAACUUGACUGAAAAUGGUAGGGCACAGCUCGGAAAACUUGCACGGGCACAGCUCGCAUCUUGGGCGCAGCUCGAAAAACAAGGUGAAACUUAGCUCCGGCGAGCUGCUGAACCCUGUUUUCCGAGCUGCCCUCGAGAUGCGCCCGUGCAAGUUUUCUGAGCUGCGCCUUACCAUUUUCAGCCAUGUUUCAACGCUAUCGCCCCAGUUUUUAAGUGAGCGGAAGACUUGACCCAAGAGGAAAAGUUGACUCGAAUUUUUCCCAGGGCAACAGUUGACACUAAUAUUCCAAAUUACAGCCUCCAUGGAUGUGUCAGAGCCCGGACCAACUGCAAAACAGUCGAAUGAAUACGAAGUGGAACGAAUUUUGAUGAGGAAAUUUCAUCGGCGUUCGAAUGUUUUGUGGUACCUGAUACAUUGGAAAGGGUGGUCCUUGGAUGACCUGACUUGGCAGACGGAGGAAGACGUCCAGACAGCGCCUCUCAAAGUGAGCUUGACUGUUUUUUGGGGGUUUUUUUGAAAGUUGAAAUGGUUUUUGAUGUUUUGGUAUCUAAGUUUAUAUAAAAUAAGAAUGAGUUGAUAAUAAGAAUAAUUUCGUAGUGGACGUUUUUGUCCCCACCCCGGUUUUGUCCCCAAGACGGUUUUGUCCCCAGGACGUUUUUGUCCCCACUUUUUUCGAGCCUUUUUGUCCCCAGACCGGUUUUGUCCCCAGGACGGUUUUGUCCCCAAGACGUUUUUGUCCCCACUUUUUUUAUUUUUUGUCCCCAGACCGGUUUCGUCCCCGGGACGUUUUUGUCCCCAAGCUGGAUAGUACGAUUAAAAAUUAUGCAUUCAGAUGUUAAUGCUGUUGGUUUGAAGCCCCGCACUUCCCAAAAAAUGUGUUUUUAGCACUUGGUACUGUAUAGUACAAGGUGGUACUAUAUAGCACGAGGUAAAAAUUAAGCCAUAACACGUCAAUGCUAGGGGUUGAAGCCCAGUACUUCUCAAAAAUGUGUUUUAGCACAUGGUACUAUAUGCACGAAUUUGGUUUUGCACAAAAUGAACGUCUGAUCACUACUGCAUACCAAAACAACGUCAUUCACGCGUUAAAGCUUAAUUUUUGCCUCGUGCUAUAUAAUACCACCUUGAACUAUACAGUACCAAGUGCUAGAAACACAUUUUUUGAGAAGUGCGGGGCUUCAAACCAACAGCAUUAACAUCUGAAUGCAUAAUUUUUAAUCGUACUAUCCAGCUUGGGGACAAAAACGUCCUGGGGACAAAACCGUCUUGGGGACAAAACCGGGGUGGGGACAAAACCGGGCCCAAUCGAAUAAUUUCUAGUUGUGUGUUGAUUCUUUUUAUUAUUAGCCAAAGCUUCUUGAUGUGUUUACGAAGUAUUUGGAGAGCUGUAUUGGCCAAAGAAAACACUUGACACUGGGACAAGUCUCACCUUCAAACUUGUAAUGAGUCAAAUUCUUUUCAGGUGGAAGAAUUCAAUAGUCGAAUGGAUCUUCUGGACAAAAUAAAACGAAAAGUUGGCUAUAGGGACCGUGUUCAUUACCCAUACCAUCGAAGUCAAACGCUGAGCCUUCUUCGGUUGGAGCACUUCAAAAAACUCGCGGAAUGGGAAACUUUUCUGAACAAUAUCAACAACAAGCAUGGAAUUGCCAACAUUUGGAUCGAGAACUGGGCCGACGAUGCUCGAGAACCGCUGAAAUUUCAAUACGGCCAACGGAAUCGGAUCACAGAGGCGGCGGCCGCAAUUUUCAACGAUCGAAGUGUGAAAAACUUUUCGUGCGCCAAGAAAUGCGGUGUGAAAUGCACGCGGAAGACUUGUUGUGGAACGGUGAGUUGGUUUGGAACUUACGUUUUGAGAUUUGAUAUUAUGUUUGGUUUUAGCAACAUUCCGAAGGCAUGCCAUACAAGGACAAUAUCCUGGUGAUUGAUACGGUCCAAUACCAUGCCAUUGAAUGCUCAGUAGGAUGCAUAUGCCCCAAAGAUUGCCCGGCCAGACUGAUUCAGGUAGGUCAGAAGGAGUUGGAGGAGUUUGGGGACGUCUUAUACGGUGAAACAUGUUUUGUCGUAUAAAAUGUCGCCCUUGAUUUAAUUGGGAGAAAUUAAAUGUGCAUGGUUUAAUUAGGUUCAGCGACCUGAUUUUUGCCCAUAUUUUAGCCAUGGAGACAUCUUGUACGAUUAAACAUGUUUUAUCGUAUAAAAUAUCACCCUUGAGUUGUUUGGUAAAAAUUAAAUAUGCACUGUUUAAUUAGGUUCCAGCGACCUGAUUUUUUCAUUUUUUAGCCAUAGAGACAUCUUAUACGAUUGUACAUGUUUUGUCGUAUAAAAUGUCCCCUUACCAAAUUUUUGUAAAAUGAAUUAUUGCAUAUAAAAUUAUGCAUUUUCGGCUUUUUAGAGAGGCCGACAAGUCCCGGUAAUCCUAUUCCGAACGGCGGAACGAGGCUGGUCCAUCCGAACUGCCGUCAAUAUCCAGAAGAACCAGUUUGUAAUGCAGUAUGUUGGCGAGGUUUAUUUGUGUGUCAACGCUCCUGCUGAUGUGACCUACCAAUACAUCAUGGACACGUGCGGUUCCGAUGAAUCGGUCUUUUGCAUCGAUGCCACUAACUAUGGAAAUGAGGCGAGAUGGGUGAAUCAUUCAUGUGAUCCUAAUCUGAAGUGUGUGGGGAUCUUGGCGUCCAGAUAUGACUAUCGAUACCAAGAACUGUGCUUUUUCGCCAAGAAGAAUAUUGAAGCUGGUAAGCAAAAAAAAGAAAUUUUUUUGAUGCAGAUCGUAUAAGAUGUCACCUGAAAUACGGUCUUCGUAUAAAAUGUCACCUCAGUGACAGAUAGAGCAUAUUGUAGUUGGAGGAGCAUAUCAUUUCGUUACUUUAUUUGAUGGCCAAGUAGGGACUUUUUUAUUUAAAACGCGAGCUGCGCCCGAGCUUAAUCUUCAAUUUAGAUUUUAGGAGGUCAAAAUUCGAUAGAUCGUUAUUUGUAUAACCGAUUUCGAUUUUUCAGGCGAAGAACUCCUCAUUGACUAUGGCCACAAACUAAAUCCCUGCCACUGUGGAGCCCUCAAAUGCAGGAAUCCUCCGAAACGUGGCUACUGA
Bursaphelenchus xylophilus (pine wood nematode) is the source of this 4909-nucleotide messenger RNA. Lineage: Eukaryota; Metazoa; Nematoda; Chromadorea; Rhabditida; Aphelenchoididae. The record is from the annotation of a GenBank genome assembly.